This is a messenger RNA of Metopolophium dirhodum (rose-grain aphid), 585 nucleotides long. RefSeq names its product chymase-like. The coding region runs from base 1 to 585 and encodes 194 amino acids. Lineage: Eukaryota; Metazoa; Arthropoda; Insecta; Hemiptera; Aphididae. Gene Ontology annotation, molecular function: serine-type endopeptidase activity. The record is from RefSeq and is a predicted model, not a curated record. The transcript is spliced from 4 exons. Gene Ontology annotation, biological process: proteolysis.
AUGAGUAUUUUUUGUAAGGUGUACCAAACCGAUCCACGAAAUGAGACAGGUGAAAAAAGAGAAGUUAUUGAACUAUUUAAGCAUCCAUUAUACAACAAUAAAAGUCUGGUUGCUGAUUUGUGUUUGUUAAAGAUGAGCAAACCGUUCAACAAUAUUACUAAUUACGCAAUUAUUUCCGGAAGCCCCGAGCUCUUUGCAAAUAAAACCACCUUGAAAUGUUAUACAUUUGGUUGGGGUAAAAAUGUUGUUGGUUACCCUACACAUAGAGCAAAUGUAGCUGAAGUUUUGGUGAAGUACGGUCUGGAUGCUUGUGAAGUACCACCAGACAAUAACUAUAUAAAGAAUAUUAUUAAAAACACAUGGACAGAUUUUUUGUGUCCUGUACCCAAUAACCGUAUGACAUGCGUUGGAGAUAGUGGAGGUGCUUUAAUGUGCCAAGGAUUUCUAUUUGGCAUUACCAGUCAUGGUUAUAACUACUAUCCCGGUAUGUCGAACUUAAACACAGAAUGCGGCGAUGCUCGUGUUCAAACUAGACUUUUAUUUAUUUACGGUUACCGGAAAUGGAUUGACGACGACAACGUGUAA